This is a messenger RNA of Mesitornis unicolor (brown roatelo), 495 nucleotides long. RefSeq names its product DPY30 domain-containing protein 1-like. The transcript is spliced from 5 exons. The coding region runs from base 1 to 495 and encodes 164 amino acids. Gene Ontology annotation, cellular component: Set1C/COMPASS complex. Lineage: Eukaryota; Metazoa; Chordata; Aves; Mesitornithiformes; Mesitornithidae. The record is from RefSeq and is a predicted model, not a curated record.
AUGGAGUCUCAGUAUCUGAAGAGAUGCCUGGGAAGUUGCUUGAAAAAGGGACUGGCAGAGGUGGUAGAGCAUCGACCAGCAGAUCCAAUAGAGUAUUUGGCACAUUGGAUUUACAAUUACAGAAGAAUCUUAGAUGAAGAAAAAAAGAGAAUGUUGGAAAGGAUUGAGCUGGAACGAGAACGUAAGGCGGCCCUGGUAGAACUCGAAAUGUUUAAAAAACUUAAGGAAGAAGAGCUAAUGAUCCAGCAGCAACCUGAAGAAGAACAUCAGGCUCAGCUGGAACAAGAACGUAAGGAGUUGGAACUGCAGAAUGAAGAUGAAAUGGUGUUGCAGCAGAAAAAUCAAGAGGAAAAUGAAAAGACGACAGCUGAACUUACAGAUAGAGCUGGAGCACCUAGUUUGACCAGUUUUGCAGAACUAGAUGAGGCUGGACAGGUUGAGAGUACAACAGAUGACAUGUCAGAAUCGGAACAAGAAAGUUCCCAACUAGCCUGA